UCGUGGAGAAAAACUUACAGUUUUUCAAUAUACUUAUUCAUCUCUGAAAUAUGUAUUUAAAUUUAGUAAUUCAAACAGUUAAAUUUUCAUUUCUUUGAAAUAUAUUUUAUGAUAAAUUUAACUAUUACAGAAUUUAAUGAUUUUGGUGCUUUAAGAAAAAAACGUUCAGAAAUUUUUAUGUAUUUUAUUUUAGCUUUUGUCUGGUUACUCUGAGGUGUCAUUUUAUUUAUUGCACAUGUCAACUUUAUUUUAUCGGGUAUGCCAAACUUAAGGUUUCUUUGUUCUCCUGAUAAAUGUUUUUCGAACGUGGGCUUCACAAGAUUUUUGAGGUAAUUUUGUUGUAAAUGUUUUUAUAGCAUCCAUUUGAUUUAGUCCAUGAGUGAUAAGUUCUUUGUUACGGGAUUAACGAUGCCCCUAGAAUUAUUUACCUGGCCAAGUGUUGUUUAAUUAGUUGCGUCACAAAGACUUAUAGAUUAAGUGGACACGCAUUGACCAAAUGUUCUUUUGUAAUCUAAUUCUUUUUUUUUUGGACAACCAAUAUCUCCAGAAUCAUUUUGAUUGGUUAAAAAGGACAUCUUAGAAAUUUGAUUCAAACAGGUUGCGCGUCCCGGCUGGUCACUUUUCAUCAUUGAAUAAAACCAGCCGGACGUUUGCUUUAUUCCUGCCUUCUUUUAAUCUAUCUAGGUAACUUUAGUUCUAUUUUUCUUAGGUAAUUAAUUAUUGUGGUUAAACUUUAAAAUCAUUCGAAUUAAGAAAUUUUAGAGCUUGAAAUUAAUUUAGUAAAGGAUUUAAUUAAAAGUUUUAUUUUUUUUUAAUUUUGGUCAUUGCUCACUUUGGUCUUUGUCUAAGUUAGAAAUAAUUAUAGUGUAGUUAGUUACCUUUGUAUACAUCACUAAUGCAAACCUGUUUACAGAGUGAAGGUAUGUAGUGAAAUAGUUUUUAUGUUGCACAGUAAAAUUUGUAAAUUUUUAUGUUCAAUGGGAUCGGGAUCGAGGUGCAAAUUAUUGCCAAAAAUGGACAGACUUACUUUCAUUAUUGUUAGAAAAUAUUAGUGAGAUGAUCGCCGAUGUGUUAUUAAUGAUCUAUUACAUAAUAAUGGCAUUUAUAUUCUCAAAAGCAUUUAAGCAUUAUGCAUGUUUUCGCAUUUUUGAAGCAAUGUCAGCCUCAACAAACGGAUACAUCCAUUGGGUUGAGAAGCUGCCCAAGUCUUUGAUUAUAACCAAAAUAACAAGACGAAUAACAAAAGGGUGUGACUGGUGGAGUAGUGGAACGAUCCGAGCUUUUUCCCCAGAUUCCAGAUUCAUCAUAAUAUUAUAUCAUCACUGUUACCAUGCCAGGCCCAUCAAACAUGGAAUUGAGAAGUUCCUCUCAGCAAGGCAGAAUACAGGAGGAACAAUCAGAACAAGGGAUCACUGAAGCCACAGCUUCAGUCAAUGAAGUAGAGGCCCUGCGGAGACAGCUGGAGACCUUAAAAGCAUCCAGAGAUGCAGAGUAUCGCCGGAGAAGAGAAUUAGAGGAGCAAAUUGACAGACAACCUCAACCGGUAGCUACACCAAGGCAGGUUUGGGAGCCAGCACCCAGAAUCCCAGUGCCACAAAUGGACAAAUUUGAUGGCAAUACCCCUGUGUCAGAAUGGUGGACCACAUUUAUGGCCUACAUCGCCCUACAUUCAAUCACCGAGGCCAAAGCCAUAAAACUAUUGCCAUUCUAUUUGAUGGGAAUAGCCCUUCAAUUCUUCACACACUUGGACAGCUUGUCAAAAACCUCACUAACCAGCAUCAGGGAUGCUUUCUUUUCUAGAUUCCGACCGACAGUCCCCAUAAGUCAAGCUUUGAUGCGGGUGAAGCAGGGAGCCGACGAAUCUGUGGAUAAAUACCUAUACCGAGUGAGGAAACUGGCUGCUGACUGCUCAAUGGAAGAGGACAGCAUCACAUACUUCGCUCGAGAGGGUCUUCUUCAGAAGCUGAGGGUAAUAGUGGUCCCACAGAACCCAAAGUCCCUGGAAGACCUCCGAAAAAUGGCAGCCCUUGCAGAGGAAGCUACUGGUAAGGAUACCGACACCCCGCCUACUUACCUAAAGACGGCCCUUGCGGAGGGAAUCAAAACGCCCUUGCCAGUGUGGAUGCUGCAGUGGAGACCAAGGUCCGAAACCACUUAG
Messenger RNA from Magallana angulata, 2158 nucleotides. RefSeq lists its product as uncharacterized. Bases 1331 to 2158 code for a protein of 275 amino acids. The record is from RefSeq and is a predicted model, not a curated record. NCBI's taxonomy places the organism in Eukaryota, Metazoa, Mollusca, Bivalvia, Ostreida, Ostreidae. The transcript is spliced from 2 exons.